This is a messenger RNA of Sesamum indicum (sesame), 1965 nucleotides long. RefSeq lists its product as uncharacterized. The record is from RefSeq and is a predicted model, not a curated record. Lineage: Eukaryota; Viridiplantae; Streptophyta; Magnoliopsida; Lamiales; Pedaliaceae.
GAGUAGCAGAAAUACGUGGUGAAAUCACUCCUCCAAACCCCAUCUCUUCUCUUCUCUUCACACAAAAUUCUUAACAAUUCAUUCAUUUCACACAAAGAAGACGAUAAACAAUUCAACAAUCCCAAAUUCUUCACCCUAGAGAUCAUCAGCCGGAUGUUCCCAGCUUGCAUGUUCACGAUCCAACGCCCAUAAUUCACUGCUGAUUGAUCAAAUCACGGCACGGCGGGCCUCAGCGCCGCAUUUUUCCGUUUUCUCUACGCCUUCUCAUGUUUUUUGCUGGCACCUGUGGAAUUGGAAUUGAUGGAGUUGAAUGAAUCUCAGGAUUCUAAGAGUUUUCUUGCGAAGAUUUUUGUAGCAGGAUUUUUGGAGACAUAGGAGGAGGAGGUGGAUGAUGAUGAAUGAUCUGAAAUAUUUUUAUUCGUAGGGAGGUUUUUGAUUCGUUGCUGUUUCAAGGGCCAAAGACUGAAAAGUCUGCUGUGAGUUUUGAGAAAUUUGGGUGGAUGAAUGUGAAAACAGGGGUGGUGUGGCUGAGAAUUGUGCCCUAAAGGUUUAAGUAUUCCUUUUUCUGAUUGUAUUUUGAAGGUCUUCCAGCAACUUGUUUGCAUGUAGAUGUGGAAGAAUAUGGACACAAAUACCUGUAAUGUUAAUAAUUUGGAUUCGGAUGCCCUGUUGCCACCUCGAAAGCGGCUUUUGGCUGGAUUGAAGAGACAGAAUUCUGAUGUUAAUUCCCCUGCACCUUUGCCAUCAUCCCCUAAUUGUGCUGGUAGCAAAAAUGAUGCCUGUAACAAUAUAUAUAGGUCCCAGUUGGGUAAUCCUAAUCUUUCGAGUGAGGAGAUUGUUGAAGCCUCUAGGAUUGCUGCUGUAGAAGCUGCAAAGGUUGCAGAGGCUGCAAGAGCUAAUGCGGAAGAGAAGGCUGCAAAAGCUGCAAAGGCAGUGGCUGCUGCCAAGAGUGCCUUGGAACUUGUUGCCACUCUCUCGGAGGAAGCUGCUAACAAAGAAAAAGGUCUGAAAAAGAACAAGAUGAAGAAGCAUGUACCUGUUGAAACAUUGUACAAUAAAAACAAAGGCAAUAGUAAUUGUAGAACAGAUGAAGAAUUGGCUCGCAAGUUGCACCAGGCCAUCAACAGUUCUCCAAGAAUUUUGAAGAAUGCGUCAGGUUCUGAUACAAGAAGUCACAAGCAUAAGAGGCUGAAAAGCUCUGCUGUUUCUGAGAGACCUGGUAUUUCCAGUGGAGUUCCCAUUGCGGAAGGGAAUCGGCCUUCCUCAACUACAAGCAACGGUAAUGGUUUAGUAGGAGAUACAGACAAUGAAGGUUCUCUAAAAAAGAUAGACAUGAUUAUGGUAGAUUUGAACGCAUCAAAGUCUGAUAAACGCGACCAACUGAAGUUGGAUAAUGGGGAAGGGUGGGUACCCAGUAAAAGUGAUCAGAUGAAAUCGGGGAACAGGGAAGCGGAGGCACUUGUGUCAAAAGAUAAAUUUGCUGAAUCAUUGGAUAGUUUUGGUAAAAAGAGGGGAAGAAUUAAGCAAAAGAAGUUGCCCUUGAGCAUUUGUAGUUUCAGGGAUCAAACUGGCCCCAAAGAGGAGCUGAAACCUCAAGGCAUGCUGCAAUUGGAAGAUAAUGCUGUCAGAACUGCCGUUGGCAAUCAGCCCUUAUUUUCCAUGGGUCCUUCCAGUAGUAGUUUGAGGCCUGUUGAUAAGACAUCAAUGUGGAAGUGUCAAUCCUUCAAGGCACCUGCUUGUGUUAAACAAAAUAAAGUUAUGCAGUCAUAGUGUUCAUAGUGUUAUUUAAACAAUUGGAGGCUAUCAUGAUAGAGUCUGAUCGAGGUAGUUCCCAGUAUGGUUUUUUGGUAUACAUAAGGCCCUCUUUUUGUCCCUUUAUUUUCUUCUUUUUUUUUUCCCCUGCUUGUGAGUAGAUUGUCAUGAUUUUGAACUGAAAUGUAUAUUUGAAUUGCUUGAUUGCUUGCA